Messenger RNA from Aspergillus alliaceus, 392 nucleotides. RefSeq lists its product as uncharacterized. Lineage: Eukaryota; Fungi; Ascomycota; Eurotiomycetes; Eurotiales; Aspergillaceae. The record is from RefSeq and is a predicted model, not a curated record. The coding region runs from base 53 to 346 and encodes 97 amino acids. The transcript has a single exon.
AGCAAGGAUUGCAUGCACAAAAAACGCCAAAAAGUCAUCGCCGCAUGGGGGCAUGGAACGGGAUCAAUUCGUCAGAAGGAGUCGAAGUCUCGGCUUUGGUUUUAGAGGUCCUGAAGGCUGGUUGAGGACCAUCGAGCGUAGAAGUUGGAGGCACGGAUUGUUGCUGUCCGUGAACCGUACGCAGUGUAUAGUUUUUUAUUUGGAGGAUAUCUUUCUUGUCGUGUGUGGCUUUUGUCACAGUGUUCAAACCCGGGUUGACACGAAGAUGGCUACACUCAGCACCACGCUGAGUGCCAUGUACAAGGAGACAUCCUUCCAAGGAACCACGAGGUCUUCGUCUUCAUAGGCAUCCAUGAGCCUGGUCGAUUGCUUGAACAUUUUGAUAAGGGCGA